Prunus armeniaca (apricot) is the source of this 378-nucleotide messenger RNA. The record is from the annotation of a GenBank genome assembly. Lineage: Eukaryota; Viridiplantae; Streptophyta; Magnoliopsida; Rosales; Rosaceae.
AUGAUGAAAGUUCCUAUUUUGGCCCUUCUGAUCUGCCUCCUGUUCGCUUUGUCAAAUGGGUAUGGAGGAACCAAGGUCGGCGGCAGGCAGCAGAUCGAAGACGUGAAGACGAACAAGGAGGUUCAGAAGUUGGGGAGGUUUUCGGUGGCGGAGUACAACCGGACGCAGCGGAAGAGCCACCAGAGCAACGGCGGCGGAGACCUUCAGUUCUUGGAGGUGGUGGAGGCGCAGAGCCAGGUGGUUUCUGGGAUCAAAUACUAUCUCAAGGUCUCCGCCGUCAGGAAUGGGGCUCACAUGCUGUUUGAUUCGGAAGUGGUCGUGAAGCCAUGGCUUCAUUCCAAGCAAUUGCUCAACUUUGCCCCUCAUGGUCCUAAUUGA